Hylaeus volcanicus is the source of this 1345-nucleotide messenger RNA. RefSeq lists its product as uncharacterized. The transcript has 7 exons. Lineage: Eukaryota; Metazoa; Arthropoda; Insecta; Hymenoptera; Colletidae. The coding region runs from base 1 to 1107 and encodes 368 amino acids. The record is from RefSeq and is a predicted model, not a curated record.
AUGUCACACAGAUGUUUUACAGAUUCAUUAAAAAACACUUUUGUUUCCGCAGUGGGCAGGAAUUCCCACUCAUUCAACUCUUUAAAUCUAUUUAUUAAUGGAUCUAUGAAAAACAUUAUAUUUCCAAACUAUCAUUUGAAUCUUAUCAAACAAUGGAAUGUACCGUACUGUCGGAUUCGUACUUUUCAUUUUAAUAAAGACAUUUUCAAAAACACUGGUGUACAUUUUCUUAAAACGUAUUCAACUCAAAAUGCAUGUCGUACAAACUUUGGAUACAGAAACAAAGAAGCAAUACAAUGGUUAAAAAAAAGUAUACGAAAUUCUAAAAAUGCCCCUUUUGUUUCCCUAGCACUUCUCAGCUUACCACUAGGAUUUCUAUUAGUGAAUUGGGAUCUUGUUAAAAAACGUGUAGGAAAACAGGGGGCAGACGUUGUUCAAGAAAGUAUUAAAAGUAAACAUUUACAAUCGACGGCUGUCACUGUUUCCAAAUUAUUACUUCAAGAACUUCUUCAAGAUGAAGAUCUCAUCCAAUGGACUGCCAAGUGGGUCGCCCAGAUCGCUCGAACUUCCAAAAAAGAAUUAUUAAACAUUUUAUGGGAUUAUUUCAAUUCGCAAGAAUUUUGGGUUUUAUUAUACACUUUAAGUGAAAGGCUUAUAACAAAUCUUUGUAACUCUUUGUCCAUUCAGCAAGAAACCGCUAAACUUUUGAUUGCCAGUUUAAAACGAGAUGAAGUAAAAGAGGCUGUUUUCCAUUGGUUAUCGGAAUUUUUGCAAUCAGAGCAAGUUAUCAAACAAGCUGAAAUAUUAAUUGAUAAAGUAUCAAGAAAUUCUGCAGUUCAAAACAGCACAGUACAGCUGUCCAACCAUAUAGUAGAAGAAGUCCUCAAAGAUUCUUCUACUUUGGAAGCAUCAUGCGAGCAUGUUUUAAACGUCGUUCAAAUGGAAUCCGUACAAAAUUUGUUAAGCUCAACGUUUCGCUCUAUUUUAAAAAAAGCACUCGUGCCUCAAUGGUCCACAUUAUUAACAUCCACUGUUGAGCCCAAACCCUCGAAUCAAAAUCUAACAAUAGAUAAAUCACAUAAUAAUAACAAUUCAGGUAUUUCAUAAUUUUUUUUUAAAUAAGCCACGAUGAAGCGAAUGAAUAAAAUGUAAUUUUUAACUCUUUAAUACAACAUGAAUUAUUUCCUUUUUGGUUCAAUUCGCGGUCUCACAAUAUUCGAAUAAAUUAACUUCAAUUACUUAUUUACCAGUGUUUUUUAAAAUUUAGCAUUUUUUUUUGUAUGUUUUUUUUUAAAUAAUCUCAAAUUCAUGACGAUUUCGUGUUCUAACAAUGAAAAAAUUUUAU